AUGGUGCAAUCCAUCUCAGAAGCUGAAUCUAUUGGCAUACUCAACCUGCCAAAUCAGCGCCAUAAGAGUAAUUCCUUUCUCUGUGUCCGUCAUGCCCAGCUAACGCUCUCUAUCGCAAAGCGUGGUGGACAUUUCACUAUAAUGGUCGUCGGUGAAUCUGGCCUCGGAAAGUCUACACUCAUCAACACACUCUUUUCCACUGAGCUUUCCGCUAAGAAGGAUUACCGUCGCCGCCACGCCAAGCAGCUCGACAAAACUACUGAGAUUGAGAUUAUCAAAGCUGAAUUGGAAGAGAAGCAAUUUAAGGUUAAGCUCACUGUCAUCGAUACCCCUGGCUUCGGUGAUUACGUUAACAACCGUGAUAGCUGGUCUCCAAUUAUUGAUUUCAUUGAUGAUCAGCAUGAGUCUUAUAUGCGUCAAGAGCAACAGCCAAACCGUCAGGAAAAAUCUGAUAUGAGGGUACACGCUUGUUUGUACUUUGUUCGUCCAACUGGCCACACACUUAAGCCACUGGACAUCGAAAUCAUGAAGAGACUUGGUACGCGUGUCAACCUUGUUCCAGUAAUCGCAAAGGCAGAUACCCUUACUCAGGCUGAUUUACAGUCAUUUAAGAAGCGCAUCUGGGAGGUCAUUCACGCUCAAGGUAUCAAGAUAUAUCAACCACCUGUUGAAUCUGACGAUGAAGGCAACCAACAACACGUUCAAGACCUCAUUGACUCUUUGCCAUUCUCAAUCAUUGGCUCAACUGAGGAUGUGAAGAAUGGUGAAGGAAAGCUUGUGAAAGGAAGACAAUACUUAUGGGGUGUGGCUGAGGUUGAGAACGAGCAGCACUGUGACUUUAGAAAGUUAAGACAGCUCCUCGUUAGGACGCACAUGCUUGAUCUGAUCAAUACCACUGAAGAAACGCACUAUGAGCACUACAGACAAGCACAAAUGGAAACGAGGAAAUUUGGAGAACCAAAACCAAAGAAGCUUGACAACCCAAAGUUCAAAGAAGAAGAGGAAGCUCUCAGAAAGAGAUUUACUGAACAAGUUAAGUUGGAGGAAGGCAGAUUUAGGCAGUGGGAGCAUCACUUGAUGGCUGAGAGAGACAGAUUGAACAAGGAUCUCGAAACUUCUCAUGGACAAAUCAAAUCAAUUGAGUCAGAGUUGGAUGCAAUACAAAUUGGCUAUGGCCGCUCACAACGCCGUUAA
Wallemia ichthyophaga EXF-994 is the source of this 1194-nucleotide messenger RNA. Its product is annotated as Septin-like protein spn4. Lineage: Eukaryota; Fungi; Basidiomycota; Wallemiomycetes; Wallemiales; Wallemiaceae. The transcript has 4 exons. Gene Ontology annotation, molecular function: GTP binding; molecular adaptor activity; GTPase activity. Bases 1 to 1194 code for a protein of 397 amino acids. The record is from RefSeq and is a predicted model, not a curated record. Gene Ontology annotation, biological process: cytoskeleton-dependent cytokinesis. Gene Ontology annotation, cellular component: cell division site; septin complex; microtubule cytoskeleton.